Messenger RNA from Sapajus apella (tufted capuchin), 4542 nucleotides. It is a transcript of the gene GTF3C2, whose product is annotated as general transcription factor IIIC subunit 2. The record is from RefSeq and is a predicted model, not a curated record. Gene Ontology annotation, molecular function: protein binding. The transcript has 20 exons. Gene Ontology annotation, cellular component: transcription factor TFIIIC complex. Bases 984 to 3722 code for a protein of 912 amino acids. NCBI's taxonomy places the organism in Eukaryota, Metazoa, Chordata, Mammalia, Primates, Cebidae. Gene Ontology annotation, biological process: transcription by RNA polymerase III.
AUCAUUGCACUCCAGCUUGGGGAAAGAGCAAGACUCCGUCUCAAAAAAAAAAAAAAAAAAAAAAAAAAAGGAAAGAGACGGGAUCUCACUAUGUUGCCCAGGCUGGUCUCGAAUUCCUGGGCUCAAGUGAUCCUCCCCCGCCUUGGCCUCCCAAAGUGCUGGGAUUACAGGCAUGAGCCACCACGCUCAGCCAAAGCCAUCCUUUUCUACUCCUACUCCUUCCCUUCCUUGUCUGUCCUCUUUCCAAGCUCUCUCUGGCCCAUCCCUGACUUCGCUACAGGCAGAAGGUGGAGUCAUUUUCCAGCGGCCGGCGGCGAGGACUUCUUUGUCUCCCAGACUUGUCUUGGCCUCGUACGCCGCCAGGUUGCAGGUACAAACUUUCAGGUCCAGCCGGCUCCUAGGGCCACAGGCGCGGCCAUGUGGCCUUAAAGGCAGGAUUCAACGAUCUAGAGCGCAAGCCUGGGUAGGGCGUCCGCCUCCUCCCGGCUCCCGUCGAGGCCGCGUGGGAACCCGUUGGCCGCGCAGGCGUCGAUCUCCCCUUUUGACACUGAAACUCCCAUGAGGCCCUGCAGCGUCCCCGGCUUCGCUGAAGACGCCCUGGAAAUCGGCCGGCUCCGGAGGGCUCGGUGACUCUGGCCGCACUGCAUUAUGGAAUACAGAGUCUAAGAGAAAACUAGCGCGGCACCGACUCGCGACCAAGCUCACGUGUUUACCUUGUGCACUGGGGUGGGGGCGUCAGAGAAGAGCAGCUAACAAGAUUUCGUCAUAAGAUCGCGACCAGACAGGCGGCGCCAUCUUCGAACUUAGACUUCCGGAAGGACUUUGGCGAGGGCUGGGCGUGGUGACUCAACCUGUAAUCCUGUAAACCUGUAACCUGUAAUCCUGUAAACCUGUAAUCCUAGCACUUUGGAAGUUGAAGCAAGAGGAUCACUUGGGCCCAGGAGUUUGAGACCAGCCUGGGGCAGCCACUUCGGGGGGUACUGAUGGAUACCUGCGGGGUCGGCUAUGUUGCCCUGGGGGAGGCCGGCCCCGUGGGGAACAUGACUGUGGUAGACUCUCCUGGAAAAGAGGUGCUAAAUCAACUUGAUGUCAAGACCUCUUCAGAAAUGACCAGUGCAGAGGCUUCCAUAGAGAUGUCAUUACCUACUACCCCUUUGCCUGGAUUUGAGGAUUCUCCUGAUCAGAAGAGGCUACCUCCAGAGCAGGAAAGCCUCUCUAGACUGGAACAGCAAGAUCUUUCGUCAGAGAUGUCAAAGGUUUCAAAGCCUAGGGCCUCAAAGCCUGGCCGGAAGAGAGGUGGUAGGACACGAAAAGGCCCCAAGAGGCCCCAACAGCCUAAUCCUCCAUCAGCCCCUCUGGUUCCUGGUCUCUUAGAUCAAUCCAACCCUCUGUCCACCCCCAUGCCUAAGAAACGAGGUCGAAAGUCCAAGGCAGAGCUGCUGCUGCUGAAAUUGUCAAAAGACCUAAAUCAGCCAGAGUCUCCAUCUCCAAAAAGGCCCCCUGAGGACUUUGAGACCCCAUCUGGGGAACGACCCCGCCGAAGAGCUGCCCAAGUGGCACUCCUGUAUCUUCAGGAACUGGCUGAAGAGCUCUCAACAGCCAUGCCUGCUCCUGUGUCCUGUCCUGAGGCCCCCAAAGUGAGCAGCCCCACCAAACCGAAGAAGAUCCGGCAGCCAGCAUCCUGUCCAGGUGGAGAAGAGGUGGAUGGUGCUCCACGGGAUGAAGACUUUGUUCUCCAGGUUGAGGCUGAAGAUGUGGAAGAAAGUGAGGCCCCAAGUGAGAGCUCAUCUGAACUCGAGCCUGCAGUUCCCCGAGGCACCCCGCGAGGAUCUACUUCGGGGAAGCAGAAGCCACACUGCCGGGGAAUGGCUCCCAAUGGCUUACCAAAUCACAUCAUGGCUCCUGUUUGGAAGUGCCUCCAUCUCACCAAGGACUUCCGAGAGCAGAAGCAUUCAUACUGGGAGUUUGCUGAAUGGAUUCCUUUAGCCUGGAAGUGGCAUUUGUUAUCUGAGCUUGAAGCUGCUCCAUACCUGCCCCAGGAGGAAAAGUCUCCAUUGUUUUCUGUACAACGUGAAGGGCUACCUGAAGAUGGCACCCUCUACCGAAUAAACAGAUUUAGUUCGAUCACAGCACAUCCAGAGCGCUGGGAUGUGUCCUUCUUCACGGGGGGACCGCUCUGGGCUCUGGAUUGGUGCCCAGUGCCAGAGGGGGCAGGAGCCUCGCAAUAUGUGGCUCUUUUCUCCAGCCCUGACAUGAAUGAGACACACCCACUGAGCCAGCUUCAUUCGGGUCCUGGGCUGCUCCAGCUCUGGGGCCUUGGGACCUUGCAGCAAGAAAGCUGUCCUGGCAACAGGGCCCAUUUUGUCUAUGGGAUUGCUUGUGACAACGGCUGCAUCUGGGACCUCAAGUUCUGCCCUAGUGGAGCAUGGGAACUUCCAGGCACCCCUCGGAAGGCUCCUCUCCUGCCCCGGUUGGGUCUCUUGGCUCUGGCCUGCUCAGACGGGAAAGUACUGCUAUUCAGUCUACCCCAUCCAGAGGCUCUGUUGGCUCAGCAACCCCCAGAUGCAGUGAAGCCUGCCAUAUAUAAGGUACAAUGUGUUGCAACCCUGCAGGUGGGGUCUAUGCAAGCUACAGACCCCUCUGAGUGUGGUCAGUGCCUUAGCCUGGCCUGGAUGCCUACCAGGCCUCACCAACACCUGGCUGCUGGAUACUAUAAUGGCAUGGUGGUUUUCUGGAACCUUCCCACUAACUCACCCCUGCAGCGGAUACGGCUCUCCGACGGCUCCUUAAAGCUCUACCCCUUCCAGUGUUUCCUAGCCCAUGACCAGGCUGUGCGUACCCUUCAAUGGUGCAAAGCUAACAGCCAUUUCCUUGUCUCUGCGGGGAGUGACCGGAAAAUCAAAUUCUGGGACUUACGACGACCUUAUGAACCCAUAAAUUCUAUUAAGCGCUUCUUGAGUACAGAGCUGGCCUGGCUGCUCCCCUACAAUGGCGUCACUGUGGCUCAGGACAACUGCUAUGCCUCUUACGGACUCUGUGGGAUUCAUUAUAUUGAUGCUGGUUACUUUGGUUUCAAAGCCUACUUCACUGCUCCUCGCAAAGGCACUGUUUGGAGUCUUUCAGGAUCUGAUUGGCUUGGGACCAUAGCUGCAGGAGACAUAUCUGGGGAGCUCAUUGCUGCUAUAUUGCCAGAUAUGGCACUGAAUCCAAUAAAUGUCAAGCGACCUGUAGAGCGAAGAUUUCCUAUAUAUAAAGCAGAUCUGAUACCGUAUCAGGACAGUCCUGAAGGUCCAGACCAUUCUUCUGCUUCAUCUGGGGUCCCUGACCCUCCCAAGGCUCGAACUUAUACUGAAACUGUCAACCAUCACUACUUGCUCUUUCAAGACACAGAUUUGGGUUCAUUCCAUGAUCUGCUCCGGAGAGAACCAAUGCUGCGCAUGCAGGAGGGAGAGGGGCAUUCUCAACUCUGCCUGGACAGGCUGCAGCUGGAGGCUAUUCAUAAGGUACGUUUCAGCCCAAACCUGGACUCCUAUGGAUGGCUGGUAUCUGGGGGGCAGUCAGGGCUGGUUCGAAUCCAUUUUGUCCGUGGACUUGCCUCCCCACUGGGCCACCGUAUGCAGCUUGAAAGUCGAGCCCACUUCAAUGCUAUGUUCCAACCAUCCUCCCCCACUAGACGGCCUAGCUUCUCUCCAACCAGCCAUCACCUUCUGCCCACUCCCUAGCUUUGGUCCACGACAGACCCUUGGAGUGAAGUCGGUCAAGAACAAAUGGCCCCUAUGCACAGAGCCAUAGGAACUGGGGGCCUUCCCUGGACACUGAUCAUGCCAGGCCUGGACCUUUAGGCCUGCCUCCCAGGACUCCUUAGAUCCCACUCUUUCCACAGACUUCUGUGAUCACAGCCCCCUGCGGGCAGGGGGGCUCUCCCUCCACAAACUCUCAAGGCUCCUCAGCUUAAGACUAUGGCUCAUGAGAAACACUCAGGCCUGACCUAGGCUUGGGAGUCAAACUGCUCAUAUUGAGCGUAUUGUUAAGUGGGUGAAGCUUAAGUAAAGGUACUGGGUGUUUUUGCAACCACUUGUGAAUGGGUGUAUGGAGAAUUGAAAAAGGUAUCUGCAUGAAGGCUCCUGUCUGACUAUUUUAGGAUACUAUAUUACUGCCUUCUGAAACUUCCUCUUUAGGGUAACCAUUAUAUAUGCCCACAAGGGUGAUAGUAAUUUGUGAGACUGAAGUUGCUUUGAGUACUACUUUGACCAAGGAACACCACGAACACCCUACCGAUAGAACAGUAGCUCAGAUCUUAACUUGCUCCUGCUUACGAAGUAUUCCCAAUCACUGGUCAUCUGACCCUACUUGAACACUCCUGAAGAGUCAUGUUUUUUAAAAUCUUCCUUUAUAUCAAGUCAGAGUAUACCUCUAUAAAUUUUACUCAUGGGUGUUAGGAAAUUUAGUCAUCUUCCCUGUGAUUUCCCUGUUAAAUAUUUAACCAUAGCAAUCAUGUGUUUCCCAAGUCUUCUCUAGAUUAAAUAUUUUCGGUUACUUCAA